AUGACCUGCUUCGGCGCACUGCUCGCGGCAACUGCUUCAGCCGAUAUUCCGUAUGAACAAUGUGCGGGUCCGACGCGCGAAGAGGCAUGCCAGAGAACACGUUCUUCUGCGUGCGCGGCACGAGAAGAAGGAGACUUAAAGACAAAAAACCACUCGCCCCCGAUCGUUAAAUAUGUCUUGGCGCAGGAUGCCGCGCGUCUGCUGUACCUCGUGGCCGCCGCCGAUCCAUCGGUAGUGUGUGACGGGUGGCUUCACACUGCGACGUACGGAGACGAGGAAGCGUACUGUAACGUGUGCAGGCGGCUGUUGCACGUGAUGUCAAAGACCGCCACGUGUCAUCGAUGA
Rangifer tarandus platyrhynchus (Svalbard reindeer) is the source of this 345-nucleotide messenger RNA. The record is from the annotation of a GenBank genome assembly. NCBI's taxonomy places the organism in Eukaryota, Metazoa, Chordata, Mammalia, Artiodactyla, Cervidae.